AUGUUCCUUUCCUUUUCCGCCAUCCUCCCUUACCUCUUCUCUUCCCUAAUCCUCCUCGCCCUAAUCGAGCAGAUCUCCUACCUCUUCAAGAAACGCCACCUCCCGGGGCCGACUUUCGUCCUCCCUUUCCUCGGCGGCGCAAUCUCCGUCGUCACCAAUCCCACCAAAUUCUGGGACGCCCAAUCCGCCUUCAGCGCCUCCCUCGGCUACUCCGCCAACUACAUCGUCGGCAACUUCAUUCUCUACAUCCGCGACUCCCAUCUCAGCAACCUGAUUUUCUCCAAUGUCCGCCCCGACGCCUUCAAGCUCGUCGGCCACCCGUUCGGCAAGAAGCUCUUCGGUGAGCACAAUCUCAUCUACAUGUUCGGCCAGGACCACAAGGACCUCCGCCGUCGGAUUGCCCCCAAUUUCACCCCGCGCGCCCUCUCCACCUACACCGACCUUCAACAGAUGAUAAUCCUCAAGCACUUGAAGCAGUGGGAGGAGCUCUGCUCUCGGGACCCGACCCGGCCCAUCCCGCUCCGCCUCCUCGCUAGGGAAAUGAAUCUUGAGACCUCUCAGACCGUCUUCGUCGGGCCCUAUUUGAAGCCCCAGGAUCGGGCCAGGUUCAGGGAGGAUUACAAUCUGUUCAACGUCGGCUCGAUGAGCCUCCCUUUUGACCUCCCCGGAUUCGCGUUUAGAAAGGCGAUUCGCGCAGUUGACCGGUUAGUAAACACGCUCGCCGAUUGCGCCAGGCAGUGUAAAAGCAAGAUGGAGGCCGGAGACGAGGAGCCCACUUGUUUGGUGGAUUUCUGGAUGCAGGAGACGCUGAGGGAAAUCGCCGCGGCGAAGGCCGCCGGCGACGCCGAGCCGUCGCACCCCGGCGACGUCGAGAUCGGAGGUCACCUCUUCGAUUUCCUAUUCGCGGCGCAAGACGCUUCCACGUCGUCGCUUCUCUGGGCGGUCUCGCUGCUGGACUCUCAUCCCGACGUCCUGUUGAGAGUCCGGGCGGAGGUGGAGCGCGUGUGGUCGCCGGAAUCUGACGGGCUGAUAACGACGGAGCAGAUCCGGGAGAUGAAGUACACGCAGAUGGUGGCGCGUGAGGUGAUAAGGUACAGGCCGCCCGCGACGAUGGUCCCACACGUGGCGAUGCGGGACUUCCCGCUGACGGAGUCGUACACGGUGCCCAAGGGGACGAUCGUUUUCCCGUCAGUUUACGACAGCUCGUUCCAAGGGUUCACGGAGGCGGAGCGGUUCGACCCGGACCGGUUCUCGGAGGGCCGGGCCGAGGACCAGCUGUACAAGAGGAACUUCCUGGCGUUUGGGGCCGGGGCCCACCAGUGCGUGGGCCAGAGGUAUGCGCUGAACCAUCUGGUGCUUUUCAUCGCCAUGUUCUGCACGCUGCUGGAUUUCAAGAGGCACCGGACCGACGGCUGCGAUGAGAUCGUGUACAACCCCACGAUCUGCCCCAAGGACGGGUGCAUGGUUACGAUGUGGAGGCGGUGCGCACGGUAUCCCGAUCUCGCUUCCAAUUGA
Molecule: messenger RNA, 1515 nt
Organism: Linum tenue
Lineage: Eukaryota; Viridiplantae; Streptophyta; Magnoliopsida; Malpighiales; Linaceae
Source: the annotation of a GenBank genome assembly